GCGGAUCUGAUAAAGAAGAUAUGGAUUUUGAGAUGGCCGAAAUAAAGAGUUCAGAACCAGAGGACAAAGUGCUUGCUGAAUCAGUGGACUCUGUUGAUGAUGAACCACACUUUCCAGAACCUGGUAGAGAUCUUUCGGAUUGUGAGACCUCAUUAUCCACCAGGAGGAGUUGCAGAGAACUGAUUCAUAACGUUUCUGGAGUGCUCAGCAAGAUUAAUCAGUUAAAAGGAAGCAAACUCAGCUACGCAAAACAGGUCAUUUUGAAUGCUGAACUCAUAUUUGGAACUACACCUCAACAACAGGCUCUCCCUGUAGAGGAUGGGUUCUCUGUGAGCCAUUUUCUCCUCAAUGAACAUGAAAUGUUUUCGAGUUUUCUGUGGAUGGCUUUCGGUGAGUUUCUUGGCUGUAAUGACCCAAAAUAGAUGAAUCAGCUUAAAGGAUUCGCCUUUGAUUGUCUAUUAGAGUACCUAGACUCAAAAUUUUCUCCAAUCUCUGAUUCUGGUUUCAGAACCUGUACCAAACUACCAUCAAGUAUGACCAAAGAGAUUCUGAUUGCUGAUAUUAUUGAUGAGGUCGAAGAGUGGACACAAUUUGUUGGUUUGAUCCCAAACGAGCUAAUAGAAUGGGAUAUGAGCCAUUCUUUGGGUAAAUGUACGGACUUCGAGAUUGAAGAAUAUGAAUGUGGCACUGAAGUUGCUAGGCAUAUUCUCCAAGAAUUAGUAGAUAAAGUUGUUUUAGACCUCUACAGUUCUAGCUAAAUUUGGUAGAACUGUUGGUAGCUCCUCUUUUUGAGACUUUGUUGCAAGCCUAUCAGUGCUGUUCUCAUAUGAUAACUCUUGACUCAAUAAUGUCAAGCAAAGUAUUUUGUACAAAUCAUUGAUUCUGCAUCUGAUUCGACUUAUUGUACUUGUGCUUUUGCAUUUAUGAA
Molecule: messenger RNA, 928 nt
Organism: Capsicum annuum
Lineage: Eukaryota; Viridiplantae; Streptophyta; Magnoliopsida; Solanales; Solanaceae
Exons: 2
Coding region: 21-422 (133 amino acids)
Source: RefSeq, a predicted model, not a curated record